Messenger RNA from Coregonus clupeaformis (lake whitefish), 746 nucleotides. RefSeq lists its product as uncharacterized. Bases 1 to 630 code for a protein of 209 amino acids. NCBI's taxonomy places the organism in Eukaryota, Metazoa, Chordata, Actinopteri, Salmoniformes, Salmonidae. The transcript is spliced from 2 exons. The record is from RefSeq and is a predicted model, not a curated record.
AUGAAGGCCAUCGUGAAGGCUGCGGCUAAAAGGUUGGAUUCCAACCAGGCUCAACUGCGUGCCGCACGCUAUGGUGGCGAGGUAGCCGUCUGUUGCAUGGCAGAUACCAUCGCGCACGUCAUAGGCGACUACGCCCAGGACUGGAGUUCUGACGGCCAUUUUGGAGCGAGGAGGAGCCUUGGUAGUGGGAGGUCACGCUCCUCCUCAAGCUCCUCAAAGAGUGACAUCACCCUCACAGAGGAACUCUUGGCCCAGGGGGAAACCCUAGAAGAGGACCAAGAGGAGGUGGCUGCGAUCGACGACAACAAGAAAUGUGACUCUGCUAGCUUGGAGAAGGCCAGCAGCAGCUCCCUCUCCGCAGACCUUGUGGACAGCACCUCCACACAGAAGACAGUGAAGGAUGAGGCUGUGAAGGAAGGAGUGAGGAAGUCAGGAGAGGGGAAGCGAGGUCGCAAGAAGACCCUGAAGAAGAACAAGGUGUCUCCCCUUGGCACUGAUGGUAAGUCCUCCCUUCUGUCAGUCCACAUGUCUAUUUGUCUUCAACAAAAUUAUAUUAUUUCACCACAUUGUAAUGUUAGGGGAAGAGACUAUGAUGAAGUUAUCAGGGUCUUAUUCAUUAAACGGAAGUAACAGGGAGGAACUUCCUUGAACAAAAAAAAAGGUGUUUUUGUUUUCCAUUGCAAAAGUUUUUUUAACGGUUUGUCCUAAUGAUGUCAUGCCAUGUUCUCUGUCACCUGUUCAGAAAC